UCCUGGGAGGCUUUUUCAGGGCUGAAUCUUGGUGUUUGAGAGGUUUUUCUGGAGCCCAGAUGGCCGGGGACUUGUAGAGAUGGACUGGGGCAGUGGGACCUUCAAACUCAACGUGUGUUGGUGAAGAUGAAACAGGAAAGCAUUAUAAAUCUGAUUGUCUGGCAAAAGAUUUUGAGAAUAUAGAAAGUAGAAGCAAGAUUGAAAUGAAAGCAAGCUUUGAGAUACCUUAGUUACUGAACAACUGGAAAACAAUGGAAGGUAAUCCCUUUGUGAUGAAAGAAUUCCCUCUGCUUGCAGACAGGUCCAGGGGCCAGAGCAGACCCUGCUAGCUCAGCAGAAGGGGUCCAAAGAGGAGUUUUUAGGGUUUAAAAUGUAACAUGGUUUGGUGAUGUAAUGAUUCUUAUAGGCUGUAUGUAAAUGCUAUAGGAUUUGUAUCUUGCACUGGAUUGGAGAGUGAGAAAUAGAAUAUUCAACACAGGAGAAGAUUUAUUUUGCUGUAACGGGAACCUUACUCUCUUCUGCUCUUGCCCUCUUCCUCUCUCACCCUCUCAUCCUCUCUCCCACUCCCUUCUCUCGGGCCUGCUCUGAGCUGUGGCUGGCAGCUCCCAGCAGGGCCCCUGUGCCCAGGCCCUUGGCAAAGAACCCCAAGUUCAUUGGACCUGGCUGCAGAGAUCUCUGGUCUCCGUCCCUCCCAACUGUCCUACCCCCAACGCUCCUACAAACAUCUCAUCCCUUGGUUUCCCCACAGCAGGAUUUCCCAUUGCCCACCCCUGGGAGGCUGUGAGGAAGAGUAAGAUGCCCCAGGACACUUAGGCAGAGCAGGAGCUGAGCAUGGAGAGCAGGGAGGACAAAUCCCCAGGGCAGAACCUGGUGGCAGAGGCCGUUUUGAGCGGCUCCACGGCGCAGGAAGCCAACGGGGAGGAAAAGCCCCGGAGAUCCUGCACGAGGAGGGGCUGCAAACACAGAUCACAGGGAUCUGAGGGGGAAAGAGCCAGCCUGGGCCAGGAAGGCGGCCGGAGAUGGAGCCAGAGCUCGGAGCUGGUGCUGCAUGAGCAGGUCUGUGAUGGGGAGAAGCCCCACAUAUGUGAGGAGUGUGGAAAGAGCUUCAGGUGGAACUCCAGCCUGUUCAAGCACCAGAGGAUCCACACUGGGGAAUGGCCCAACGAGUGUGAUCAGUGCAGGAAGAGGUUUCACACCAGCUCCAAUCUCCUCUGGCACCAGCGCACGCACACAGAGGAGAGGCCCUUCCGCUGCCCCGACUGCAGGCAGGGCUUCAGGCAAAAUGCCCAUCUUGUCAGGCACCGACGCAUCCACACUGGGGAGAGGCCCCACGAGUGUGGGGAAUGUGGGAAGAGCUUCAGCUGGAGCUCCCACCUACUCAUCCACCAGAGGACCCACACUGGGGAGAGGCCCUACGAGUGUGGGGAAUGUGGGAAGAGCUUCAGGCACAGCUCCACCCUGAUCAGUCACCAGAGGACCCACACUGGGGAGAGGCCCUACGAGUGUGGGGAGUGUGGGAAGAGCUUCAGCCACUAUUCCACCCUGAUCAUCCACCAAAAGAUCCGCACUGGGGAGAGGCCCUACAAGUGUUCCAAGUGUGGGAAGAGGUUUCUGAUCAAAUCCCAUCUCCUCCAGCACUUUCUGAGUCACACAGAGGAGAGGCCCUUUAACUGCCCCGACUGCGGGAAGGCAUUCAGGCACAACUCCACCCUUGUCACCCACCGGCGCAUCCACACUGGGCAGAGGCCCUACGAGUGUCCCCAGUGUGGGAAGAGCUUCCUCAGGAACUCUCACUUGACCCAACACCAACAGAGGCACCAGUAAGGGAAGCCCUGCGAGUGCCCCGAGUGUGGGAAGAGCUUCGUGUGCUGCUCCAGCUCCAUCCCCCACUGGAGGAGCCACCUUAGGCAGAGCCCUGGAGAUCCACAUUCCUGUGAUCCAUGCUCGGAACACACCUGGCUGCUUGUCCAUUAGUUUGGCCUCAGUUUUUUUCUCCAUCUGUCUGUACUCAAAAGCCAAGAGGGAUCGAUCUGUCAUCUCAAAACCACACAAAUCCCACUAAAAAUAACUGAAUUUUAACCCAAAAUGCCUCAAUUCUACUUCAAAUUGCUGGUUACCUCCUCAAAAAAAGUCGUCCCCGGCCAAACUCACUCCAUUCCACAGCUGCCAGGCUGAGAUGGAGUUGGGAGGAGAUUGGGAGAAGUGGGAUCCCAGUUUGGAGCAGUGGGAUGGGGAUUGUGUGGGGCUGGCUGGGUGGGAUGUAUUUGAUAGCAAAUAAAACUUUCAGAGUUACUGAUUUCUGUCCUGUUCAUUUUCAGUCAGUUCUAUUUGCAGAGUGCUGCCUUCUCAGAUGAUUCAAUUCCUAGAAGAAUCCCAA
Molecule: messenger RNA, 2377 nt
Organism: Serinus canaria (Common canary)
Lineage: Eukaryota; Metazoa; Chordata; Aves; Passeriformes; Fringillidae
Product: zinc finger protein 239-like
Exons: 2
Coding region: 832-1824 (330 amino acids)
Biological process (GO): regulation of transcription by RNA polymerase II
Cellular component (GO): nucleus
Molecular function (GO): RNA polymerase II cis-regulatory region sequence-specific DNA binding; DNA-binding transcription activator activity, RNA polymerase II-specific
Source: RefSeq, a predicted model, not a curated record